Messenger RNA from Pocillopora meandrina, 462 nucleotides. NCBI's taxonomy places the organism in Eukaryota, Metazoa, Cnidaria, Anthozoa, Scleractinia, Pocilloporidae. The record is from the annotation of a GenBank genome assembly.
AUGGCACCUAUCGUCAAAACUCUACCGUCUUACAUUAAGGACAGCCAACACGCACUUGAAAUUUUUCGUGACUUUAGUUUCCUCGAUCAAAACAAACUUAUUUUCACCAUGGAUAUAACAUCUCUUUACACUGUCAUUCCCAAUGACGAAGGUCUCCGGGCCCUCAAACAUUUUUUUGAUCUACGUACUGUUAAAGAACCUAGCUCUGAAACACUGCUCCGUCUGGCCGAACUAGUACUCACACUCAAUUGUUUUUCAUUCGGUGGUAACUACUACAAACAAACUAAUGGCGUGGCCAUGGGUACUAAAAUGGGACCCAGCUACGCCAAUCUUUUUGUAGGUUUUAUCGAACACCAAUUUUUAGCCAAUACCACGGCCCAAAACCUCAACUCUACGGCCGCUACACUGACGAUUGCAUCGGCGCUACCUCCUCUACCAAGGAGGAGCUCACUCAAUUUAUAA